Drechmeria coniospora is the source of this 7077-nucleotide messenger RNA. RefSeq names its product myosin type II heavy chain. Bases 1 to 7077 code for a protein of 2358 amino acids. The transcript is spliced from 3 exons. The record is from RefSeq and is a predicted model, not a curated record. NCBI's taxonomy places the organism in Eukaryota, Fungi, Ascomycota, Sordariomycetes, Hypocreales, Ophiocordycipitaceae. Gene Ontology annotation, cellular component: myosin complex. Gene Ontology annotation, molecular function: cytoskeletal motor activity; actin filament binding; ATP binding.
AUGUCCUUCAACCCCAAUGCCUCGGCGCAACGGCGCAAUAAUCCCUUCCAACGAAAUGCCUCCCCCUCGCCGGGACCAGCAACCACCAGCUCAGCCCUCUUCUCGUCUCCUCUUUCCAAAACUCCCAUCUCGCAUGCCAGGUCACAAUCCUCAAGCUCCUUUGGGGCGGCGCUUGUUGCGCCGGGUAGCACCCCUCGGCAUCGGGUCGACUCGAGGAGCGGAACUCCAACAUCGAGCACCUUUGCACCUUCCUUCAUCAAAACGGAAGAGAUGACGCGAAGUCAGGAUGUUGUCAAGGGAAUCGAGGGAGAGAAUGACUUUUCUGGAAAGAGAUACGUGUGGUUGAAAGACCCGCAAAGCGCAUUCAUCAAAGGUUGGGUUGUGGACGAGCUCGCGGAUAAUCAGAUCCGUGUGCAGACCGAUGACGGAACGGUGCGCGAAGUGGACGUUGACAGCGUCGACAAAGUGAACCCUGCCAAGUUCGACAAGGCAAACGAUAUGGCCGAGUUGACCCAUCUGAACGAGGCAUCAGUCGUACACAAUCUGCACAUGAGACAUCAGUCCGAUCUCAUCUACACCUAUUCCGGUCUCUUCCUUGUCACCGUCAAUCCAUAUUGCCCCCUCCCCAUAUACAGCAACGAAUACAUCAACAUGUAUAGAGGACGGAGUCGAGAAGAUACGAAGCCGCAUAUAUUCGCCAUGGCCGACGAAGCUUUCCGAAACCUAGUGGAAGAAGGGCGCAAUCAGAGCAUCCUGGUAACUGGCGAGUCUGGAGCCGGAAAGACGGAAAACACCAAGAAAGUCAUCCAGUAUCUCGCAGCCGUUGCGCAGACAGACACAGUCGUGGCAAAGGGAAAGCAUCAACACUCCAAUCUGUCUCAGCAGAUACUCCGAGCCAACCCGAUCCUCGAGGCAUUCGGAAAUGCUCAGACUGUUCGAAACAAUAACUCGUCUCGUUUUGGCAAAUUUAUCCGGAUUGAGUUCAACCGAGGUGGCGCGAUUACAGGCGCGUUCAUCGAUUGGUACCUCCUCGAGAAGUCGAGGGUCAUCAGGAUCAACCAGUACGAACGAAACUAUCACAUAUUCUACCAACUCCUGAAGGGCGCCGAUGGUAGGCUGAAGAAGAGCUUGCUCCUCGAUGGACUCGGCGUUGAAGACUUCUCUUACACACGAAACGGUCACGACAGUAUCGCCGGUGUCUCCGACAGCGAAGAAUGGACCUCGCUCAUGGAAGCCUUUGACGUCAUGGAGUUUUCGGUAGACGACCGGCUUUCCAUUCUCCGAACAAUCGCUGCUGUUCUUCAUCUGGGCAACAUCGAUGUUGUCAAAGAGAGCCGCGGCGCUGAUCAGGCUCGUUUGGCACCCAACGCGAAGGAAGAGGCGGCCAAAGUGUGCGAGCUCCUUGGUGUUCCCUUGGACCCUUUCCUUCGGGGCUUACUCCACCCCAAGGUCAAGGCGGGACGCGAGUGGGUAGAAAAGGUGCAAACGCCCGAACAAGUGCGUCUCAGUCUCGACGCCCUGUCCAAGGGCAUCUACGAACGCGGUUUUGGAAACCUCGUGUCCAGGAUAAACCAACAGCUGGACCGAACGGGCAUGGGUUUGGACGACUCCAAGUUCAUCGGCGUCCUCGACAUUGCCGGUUUCGAGAUUUUCGAACAAAACAGCUUCGAGCAGCUCUGCAUCAACUACACUAACGAGAAGCUGCAGCAAUUCUUCAAUCAUCACAUGUUCGUGUUGGAGCAGGAAGAGUAUGCUCGGGAGCAGAUUGAAUGGCAGUUUAUCGAUUUCGGUCGAGACUUGCAGCCUACCAUCGACCUCAUCGAGCUGUCGAAUCCGAUCGGCAUCUUCUCCUGCCUAGACGAAGACUGCGUCAUGCCCAAAGCCACGGACAAGUCAUUUACGGAGAAGCUUAACUCGCUCUGGGACAAAAAGUCGAACAAAUAUCGCCCCUCCCGCCUGGAACACGGCUUCGUCCUCACCCACUACGCGGCCGCCGUCGAGUACUCGACCGAAGGUUGGCUGGAGAAAAAUAAGGAUCCGCUGAAUGAUAACAUCACGCGGUUGCUUGCCACUUCUGCCGACAGGCACGUUGCCGAACUCUUUGCUGACUGCGCCGCCGACAUGGAAGGAGAUGCUGGGGGGAGAAGUCGGGUGAAGAAGGGCCUCUUCCGUACGGUGGCCCAAAGACACAAGGAGCAACUCCACAGCCUCAUGACGCAACUUCACUCUACUCACCCUCACUUUGUCCGUUGUAUCCUGCCCAAUCACAAGAAGCGGCCGAAACUGUUCGAUAAUAUCUUGGUCUUGGACCAACUUCGUUGCAACGGUGUCUUGGAGGGUAUUCGGAUCGCUCGCACCGGCUUUCCCAACAGGCUGCCAUUCGCAGAAUUCCGUCAGCGAUAUGAAGUGCUCUGCUCCAACAUGCCCAAGGGAUACCUCGAAGGCCAGGCAGCUGCCACCAUCAUGCUCCAGAAACUGGGCCUCGACAAGACACACUAUCGCGUUGGCAUCUCCAAGGUCUUUUUCAGGGCAGGUGUGCUCGCUGAGCUGGAAGAGCAGCGAGAUGCUCUGAUUACUGAAAUCAUGGCCCGUUUCCAGUCUGUCGCUCGAGGAUUUAUUCAACGGCGGGCGGCCUACAAGUUGCUGUUUAAAACGGAAGCGGCUCAGAUCAUACAACGAAACUUCCACGUCUACCUGAAGCUCGCCGAGAAUCCUUGGUGGCAGCUCAUCGUAAAGAUGAAGCCACUGCUCGGGGCAACGCGCACAGCAACGGAGGUUACGAGACGUGACGGCAUGAUCAAAGAGCUCAACGACAAGAUGCAACGGGAGCUGGACGUUCGGCAGAAGUUGGAGGAGGAACGGAGAAACUGCCACGCUGAAAUGGUGCGGAUCCGGCAAACGUUGGAGAGCGAGCGCGCACUGGCAUUAGACAAGGAAGAGAUUUUCAAGCGUCUUCAAAUCCGUGAGGUGGAGUUGGAAGAAAAGCUUGCCGGAGCAAUUGACGACCAGGAGCGACUGGAGGAUCAGCUCGACGAGCUCAUGGAGGCCAAAAACCGUGCGGAACAAGAGGUGGAGAGGUGCCGUGCCCAACUCGAGCAGGCGGCAAACCUUAUCGCAAAGCUCGAGGAAGAGAAAAUCGAGCUAUCCGAGAGAUCAGCCGAGUUGGAAAGCGCGAUCCGAGAGAUCUCGCAAAGGCAGUCUGAGCGCGGCGAGCAGGAGGCAGUGCUGGAGGGCGAGAUCAAGAUGCUGCAGAGCCAGCUGUCUCUCAAGGACAGGAAAGCCCAGGAUCUGGAGAGCAAGCUGCUGCAGGUCGACCAGGACCUCGGCGUGAAACUGCACACAACGCAGAAGGCGCUGGAUGCGAUCAAGCUCCGCGAAUCUCGGCUGUCGGAAGAAAACAAAAACCUUCAACAGCAGCUCUCGCAGCUCUCCAAGACGUCGACCGAUUACGAGGACCUCGUCCGCGGCAAGGAGAGCGAGCUUGCCUUGCUGCGAAGCGACAAGCGCAAAUUGGAGGAAGAGCGACAGAGCUUAGAAGGCCAGGCGAAAUCCUUGGCCGACGAAAAGGCCACGAUCACGAACAAAUUUCGUGACGUUCAGGCGGAGCUUGUUGCGAUGAGGACGAGACAGUCGCAACUAGAACGCGAGGCCGAGGAGGCCAGAACACUGCUCGAGGCGCGCCUCUCCGAAGACGCCCAAGCGGACCAAAACCGAGCUCUACUGGACUCACAAAUCAAGGACUUGAAAGAGGAACUGUACAAAACUCAGACGGACUUGAGCAGGGAGCGUCAGUCGCGCGACGAUGUGCAGCUUCUCGCCGAACACAAGUACGAGUCACUCAAAGAAAAGUUUGAUCGUCUCAACGAGUCCAAGAUCAUCAUCGAAAAGGAGCUGUACGCUCAGCAAGACACCCUGCGUCGAACGAUGGAAUCCCGCACCGCGGUGGAGAAGGAGAGGGACGAGGCUCGGGAUGAGAUUCGACGCCUGCGUGUGGCCAAAUCUCAGGCCGAGGAAGCUCGGCAACAGGCUGAGAUGGCGGGCGAGCGACUGGCGUCCAGGCAGGCGCGUGAGAGGGAACAGAGCCUUGUCAGGGACCUCGACGCGGCUCAGGAGCGGUUGCAAUGGUACGAGCAAGAGUGCGGGAACCUCAAUCGCCAGAUUGAGGAUCUCAAUAAGCUGAUUCUGUCGUCGGGAGAGUUCGGCCUCAAGAACGAUCAAGCCAAGGAAAGGAUGGAGCGAGAGCUCACAACAGUCAAGAGCCGUCUGGCGGCUUCCGAAAACGACAACCGAGCUCUCCUCAACAAACUCCAGCAGAAAGGGCUCGAGAUCGCUCGGUCGACUACGCGAGCAAAUGAGACGUCCCGCGGCCAGGUGGUUUCCCUUCAUCGGGAUAAGGGUCGACUUGAGGAACAAAACGCCGAGCUCAACAAGCAGCUGAGCGACGCGCAGGUUACAAUUGCUUCCUUGGAGAAGAAGGCGGAGAAGCUUCAACUUAACCUCGAAGACCUCAACCACGAGGUAGCACGAGAAGCCCAGACGAGCAGGAAUGCUGAAAAGGCUUCGUCCAACUUCACAGCUCAGCUUGCCGAAGCCAACCGGACGGUCGAGUCGGAGCGUCAACUCCGUUCACAAGCUCAAUCCACCAUUCGCGCUUUGCAGGCUUCCAUCGACUCCCGCGAUAGGGAACUGGAGGAGCUACGCGGGCAGAUUCUCCGUGCUUUGAAGACGGCCGAUCCCGACAUGUAUGCGCUGCCAUCAUCGAACGAGUCUAACCAGAAGGCCGUCCAAAACUUUGACCUCGUGCGAAAGGUGGAGGAGCUGCAGCAGAAUCUUCGUGUCCAGACGGCAGGGAGGGCCAACGCCGAGAGCCAACUGGCGAGCCUGCGCGCCUCUCGCAACGACACGCCAACGCGACCGAAGCUGGAGGAGAUUCACCUCAACGAGGCCCCCUUCAACGGAUCCCCGACACAGAGACGGACGGCCAAGGUCAACAACCAGAGGUCGGCGAACGCGUCGACGCCAGUGCAGCGGGCGCCGGAUGCGGACCUCCAGGAGUCUGCCAAAUCGGACAAGACGGCCGAUACGGCGACGGUUAACAACCGGAUGGAUCUGAAGGCGGAAGUGGAAGAGCUCCAGAACCAGCUACAACUGGCACAGAUGCAAAACCGCCACCUCCAGAGCCAACUGGAUCGGAGCACGCCGGUUCCGGAUAACUACGAUGAACAGAGCCCGUCGCUGCGCAGGAUGCAAAAACUCGAAAAAGUCAACAGCCGUCUGCACGAGAUGCUGGAUGACUCAUCCAAGAAGGUAUCGGCGCUCGAGAAGACAAUGCGAGCCGGUGAGCUGUCCUUGCGAGAUGUACAAGCCAGGUCCCACGAAGAGAUUCUGGAUGUUCUCAACAAUCAGGAGGAAUCGCGCCGCUCUCUUCUGCACAGCCACAAGGAUGCUGUGGCAGAGCUGACGGAUGUGAAGUCCCACUUUGACAAGAUGAGGCACGACAGGGCGAAACUCGAGGUGGAGUUGCGGGACACGAGGUCGGACCUGCAGGAGAUGACGGUGGCGCGCGAGCAAGAGUCGCAGAGCCGAAGUCAGCUGCUGCAGGAGUACGCCGACCUUCAGAUCCGGCUGGACGCGGAGUCGUCGAAGCUCGCCGACGUCAGCUCGAGCCUCGACAUGUACAGGAGCAGGGCGGACGAGUACUUUGGCAAGCUCGAGCAGGCCGAGAUUGCCGUUCUCAAAGCGAGCCGGGCGGAGCAGUUUGCGAGGUCGCAGGCCAAGGAGGCGGAGGAUACGUACACGGAGGUGAUGGCGGAGCGUCAGAAGAUGGACGCGAGCAUCGACGACCUGCAGCGGCAGAAUCAGCGUCUCGAGGAGAGGGUCGAGGACAUCUCGACGGACCUUGAAUCCGUCACGCAGGCGAAGAAGCGGCUGCAGCACGAGCUCGAGGACUACCGAAACCAGCGGGCGAUUGACAUCGAGGACAAGGAGUCGAGCAUGGAGCAGACACGGAAGAAGUAUCAGGCCGAGUUUGCGACGCUGGCGAAGGAACUGGACCUCGCGCGCGAGGAGAAGCUCUACAAGCAGGCGGAGAUUGCCCGGCUGCGGGAGGAACUAGACGAGCUCCGGUCGAAGUGGGACGACGAGGUGCUCAACAGCUCGACGUGGAGCAAAGAGAAGGCGCGGCUCGAAUCGACGCUGGCGGACGUGGCAUCGUCGCGCGACGAGGCGGUGACGGCCCACAACGAUGCACAAGGGAAGGUCGUCUCGCUGCUAUCGCAGGUGCGAACGCUCCGGUCGGCCGUCGACGAGGUCGCCUCCGAGCGCGACCACCUUCAGCGAGAGAAGCGAAGCAUCGAGGCUCGACUGGAAGAGGCCAAGACCAACCUCGAGGAGCUGACGAACGCUGGUGAGAGCCCGUCGAUCCGGGACGCCGCGAGCAUGGACAGGGAAGUGCUCGAGCUCAAAUCCAAGCUCGCGCACCAGGAGGACAUUGCGGCGGCGGCGGUGGAGAAGAUGCGGCGAGCCGAAGCUCUGGCGUCGGAGAUUCAAAAGGACAUUGCGACUGAGCGCGAGGCUAGCACGGGACUUCAGAGGCAAAAAGCGUCGCUCGAGAAGAGCCUGAACGAGGCGCAGCUCAAGCUCCUUGAGUCGCAGCUGGAGGAACAGGAGACGGAGCGGAGCAAGUCUCAGCGGUCGGUGCGCAACGUCGAUCGGGUCGUCAAGGAUCUCCAGGGCCAGGUCGAGCGCAAGGAGAAGCAGAAUACGCAACUGUCGGACGACGUCAACCGGAUGCGCGACAAGGUCGACAAGCUGCUCCAGACGAUUGACGAACUGCAGGCUUCCGAGUCGACGAACCAGCUGUCGGCGCGCCGGGCCGAACGCGAGCUUCGCGAGGAGAAGGAAAAGACGCUGCGGCUGGAGCGUGAGAUUGGGGACUGGAAAGGCCGACGAAUGGGGGGACCGGCCAGUCUCCCCGGCAGCCGGGUCGGUGCUUGGAGGGGCGGGAGUGAAAUCGACGAUGGGUCCGUCACUGACACGUUGAACAGAGCACCAAGCCUCACAAAGGGGUUCAUGUGA